Molecule: messenger RNA, 1284 nt
Organism: Ramularia collo-cygni
Lineage: Eukaryota; Fungi; Ascomycota; Dothideomycetes; Mycosphaerellales; Mycosphaerellaceae
Exons: 1
Coding region: 1-1284 (427 amino acids)
Molecular function (GO): protein binding
Source: RefSeq, a predicted model, not a curated record
AUGGCGUCUACGUCCACCGCACCUGUCCAAGAGGCACCUCGGCGCCUGCUCGAACAAUAUGAGAUUAUGGAACAGGUUUUGUUGGAGCUGGAGGUCGAAGAGCUGUGCGUCGUACAGCGUGUGUCGACCUUCUGGCGAGAUCUAAUCAAACGGUCGCAACCCAUCCAAAAGAAGAUGUUCCUCUUGCCAGAAGGACCGACCCUGCAACCCGACCAUGUCUACAUCCGCAACGAGCAGGUGAUCAACUAUGCCGCUAGACUCCGCGUUAACCCGAUAGUUGACGCGAUCCCGUACCAUGUGUAUGCAGGAGGAACCUGCGCUCCUCACCCUCGUCAAAGGAGACCUUCAAGGCUAUAUCCCUGCCCGGUGACGGUAGUAGUCGAGGGAGACGGACCCACAUACGCUGCGGACGAUGAGGACUUCUACGGUACUGAAGUCUACCAGCCAGUGUUGGCACGGGCGACCUGGCGGAUAUAUGUCAGGGUUCUCAUGGGAGAUCCCGUACGGAGUUGUCGGGCAUCCCAUCUACACCGUGUGGAGUACCCCGAGGCUGUUACCAGGCCGGAGGCGUCGUGGAGGAAGAUGAUGAUCACCCAGCCGCCCAUUCCGGCAAUCGGGUUCGCAGCCUGCUUCCGGCCGACUAUGAGCCUUCGAAACACCAAAUACCUCACGUUCGGGGAAAUGGCAGACACUCGGUCGAACUUCAUCUCCGAUGGGCUGGAGUUCGACGACAAUGACAGGUUGAUGUGGAACUUGAAGCAAUUCUUGGAUGAGUGGGUAUUUAUUGCCCCACUCUUGUUCGCCGGCAAUGACGGGUUUGGGAGAGUCUAUAAACGGUGCCGACCCCGUCACGACCACGAGGAGGGAGGAAGCGAAGACGGUUCCCAGCAGCUUAGCGAGACGCAUGGAUCUGAGCAGGGUGUGACGUCUAGACGCAACUCUGACGCGCCAUCGGACUCCAGCUACGCGGAGUACGAUACUGAGCGCGACUAUUGUAAAGCGAAUGAGGGCCUCUGUUCCUGUCAGGAGCCUCUGGAGCAGUCCUUGCGUGGUGUGAACUGGGUAAGCGACAGUCAGCGUACGAGACCGUUUAGGAAAUUUCCCUCUGAGUGGCCGGAAUCGACGCACUCAUCUGUAUCGUCGGAGCUUUCUGACCCCACUUACUGGCGAGAUCCAGACAGUGACGAGGAGGAAAGAGUCACCGAAAAAGAUAGCGAGUACUACAAGGGCUCUUCAUCGUACCACAAGGAACUCAGAAAGAUGAAGCAAGAUUGGCCUUUCUAG